AUGAAGAAGGGCAAGCUUAACAGGUCAGGAGUUCGGUUCGGGGAAGCGGAGUGCCUCUCGGCUAUGUCUGGCGGCUUAGUCAACUGCCUCUCCUACCUUAGCGAUAACGGGGACCUGUCUAUAGUUGAUGUAUGCCAGAAGUGUAGACGGCUCGUGAUUAACUGUGAUUGUGAAGAAGGGUGGACCCCGUCAACUAGAGUGGUGGUUCGUAAUGCAUUAGCCAAGUUUGAUGUCAUGAGGACGGCCUAUUCGGUUAACGGUGCAAUGGGGCUGGAGAAGCUCGGUGACGACGAAGAGAGGGCUCAGGUGGAAGGCAGGCGUACGUCCGUCCCGUUCAUCGCAGAGUCCUUCACCUACCACGCUUAG
Molecule: messenger RNA, 366 nt
Organism: Peronospora belbahrii
Lineage: Eukaryota; Oomycota; Peronosporomycetes; Peronosporales; Peronosporaceae
Source: the annotation of a GenBank genome assembly